Messenger RNA from Phlebotomus argentipes, 4680 nucleotides. RefSeq names its product synapse-associated protein of 47 kDa (gene Sap47). The coding region runs from base 546 to 1562 and encodes 338 amino acids. The record is from RefSeq and is a predicted model, not a curated record. The transcript is spliced from 5 exons. NCBI's taxonomy places the organism in Eukaryota, Metazoa, Arthropoda, Insecta, Diptera, Psychodidae. Gene Ontology annotation, cellular component: cytoplasm; synapse.
CGUUGUCAAAGUGUUUCGUUGUUUUGCUGUUGGAUAUUUCACGCUGCUGCGAAUCUUUGUUGAUAAUUUGCGUGGCCUGGAAGCUGCAAAGCGUAAGAUUUGCCCCCAAAAGCCAUCCCAGAGUGACGAAGCGGCGCUCCAGAGUGGCAACGGAAGCGGCAGUACGUGGAAUAUUGGCUGAAGUGUGCAAGAAUCUCGUGGGACAAGUGUUGCUGGAAGAGAGCGGAGAAAAGGACGUUCCUGCUAUUGAUCCCUCUGGCCGAGUGCGCAUGGUUUGUGCGAGGAGAGAGGCGCACUAACGUGAAAAAUCACAUCGACACACAGUCGACAUUGCAAUUGGGAAAAAAAGUCGCGCGGAGACAGGAAGAAGGGCGAAAAGAGUUGCAGGUGCAGCGAAAGGUAUUUAAACUGCCGAGGAUAUCAGCGGGAUAUCAGUGUGCAGCUGAGUGUGGACCAGAGAGGCGCAGCAGCAUCUGCAGAGGCGACUUAUCAGGCAUCCAUUCGGGACUUUCGUGACCCCUUGGCGAAGUGUGUGCGACAGCAAGAUGUUCUCAGGCUUGACCAACCAAGUGACAUCCUGGGUGGGCGGCAAGAAGGGCGACCAGGAGGAAGGAUCACUGCCACCAGCAGCUGAGGCCGCAGCAGCUCCCGAGGCUCCGCCAGCGGACACCGCAGCGCCUGCAGCCGAGGAAGCUGGCCAAAGCCCCACCAAGGCUGGCGGGAUGUUCUCGAACGUGAAGAGCCAGAUGACGGGCUGGCUGGGCAAUGCGUCGAUGCCAUCAAUGCCGGCAAUGCCGACCGUCUCUAUGCCGUCGAUGCCAACGAUUCCGGGCUUCAGUAAAAAGGCCGCUGAGUCCGAGGAGGGCGGCGUGGCAGUGGAAGUGAGCGCGGACGCGGCCGUGGAGGCGGAGGCCAGGGCCGCGGCGGAGGCGAGUGAGGCGGCUGCGGCAGAUGAUGAAGAUAAAUCUAGGUAUAUUAGCGCAACAGAAGGUGCAGACUCGAAGCCCGGAUCCGGGCCGACGACGCCGCAGGAUGAUCAGGCGGGACAAAUAGGGCAAGUGACAACAAAAGUGACUCAAGGUGUGAAGAGUUUUGGCUCAUUCCUGUACUCAUCUGUGAACAAGGCCGGGGCCAAGAUCAAGGAGACCGUCAAAGAUAAUCAGAGCAUCUUGGGCGACUUCACGAAGGAGCAGGAGGCAUUCAUGAAGGAGAACGCCGGCAAGGGUGGCUCAGGACAACCGCCAUGGGUGGGCGUGAGCAAUAGCGAGAAGGUGAAGGAGGAGAUCCUCGGCCUAUCGGCCGACAGGCGCAACUUCGUGCGCGCCCCGCCGGCCGGUGUGGACUUCCAGUUUGACUACGAUGUGUCCUACACCGUGGCGCAGGCCAUCAUGGCAGAGGAUCCGGCCCUGGAGAAGAUGCGCUUCGAUUUGGUGCCCAAGAUCAUCACCGAGGAGAACUUCUGGCGCAACUACUUCUACCGCGUGUCGCUCAUCUGCCAGGCGGCCGAGCUGGGCACUCUCGGCACGGAAUCGGCUGUGGGCCAGGGAUCGCCUGAGGAGUAAACGAGGCGCUUGGGUGAGCAUCAAGAUGAAGGAAGAAAGAAAGGAGAAAUGGUGAAUAAUUAAUAUUUAGGAAAAGGAGUAUUUAUUCAUUUUGAUCCAACACCAAAAAAAAAAAAAAUAAGAGAGUAUCUAUAGUGGUAAUAUUUGGGAGUGUAUAGUAUAUUUACAGAAGAAUUGCAUUUGAAAAAAAAAUACUGUUUGAACAUAAAUGUGUCAUUCAAAGUUCGUUUUGACGAUUCAACAAGAAAAGAGGGAUAUUUAUCAAAAGGAAAGAUGUCAGUAUCCUUAAAUGUAGAAGGAAGAGAUAUAUUAGAGGAUAUAUUGUUUAAGUGACUAACCAUAAACAAGAGAUUCAUAUAAUAAUACAAAGAAAAUACAUAAGAAAUAUCCUAUUGUAUACAUUUGUAUAUUAUAUGAUGGUGUUAAAAUUAAAAGGAACAAAUGUGGAAGGGGAAUGAAUAAUUGUAUUAAUUACAUGUAACAUUCUAUCUAUUGCAUUAUCAAACAUCAGACAAGGUGUAUUUUGCUAGGGAAGAAAGAAAGAGAGAGAGAGAGAGUUAGAAGAGUCUUUGUGAGCAAAGAGAGGAACUCCUCUCGAGACUCUCUUAGUGAAGUGAUUGCGAAAAAAUUAGUGGAGUGAAUAUAAUAUAACAAUAAAAUAGAUGAAUUUAAGUCACUCUCAAGUGUGUGAGAGUCACUCAGAAAACUCUGCGCAGAGAACGAUGGAAUCUAUAAUGGGAAAUGAAACAAGUUGAUUAAGUGUAUUUUGAAGAGAUGCCGUUGACGUUCCAAUUAUAUUUUCACCAUUCUUUGCGUCUUCUAUUUUCCCCCAAAAAAAAAAAAUAAUCGCGCAAAGUGAAUGGUUUUCUUUUUGUGCAAAGACAUCGCACUGCAUUAAUUGAUGAACAUGCAUUUCUGUCCAGAUACUCAAAUGCGCCUACAUGAACAGCGAAUUUUUUUCUUUCAAUGUGUGUCGAUGUUAAGGAAAAUGCUUACACUUUAGGUAUUUUUUUUAUUCUGUGCAUGAGAUUCGUCAACUUGUUUCAUUUUUGCAAAGCAUUAUGAUUUUUCUUUCGCUGGCAAUGUACGUAAAUAAAGUGAAAGGGAAAUGACGAUUGUGUAAUUUAAGUCGCAGCAAUAUUGCAUUGAUCAUUUGGAAAUAAUAUCUUUUGGCCAUACAAAAGAGUUGUGACAACACAACUGCGUUCAGUAAGUAAUGAGUGGAGCUUUUCAAUGUUGGGAAAUACUGACACUAUUUUCAUUAUGAAUCUCUCUUGCUUUGAAAAAAUGUGGUUGGAAAAGUGACAAAAAAAAAUAAUCAUCAAGAAAUGUUACCUUGCCCACGUGUAAUUAAUUCCUUUGACAAAAUUUUGCUUUCUUUUUUUUUUUUUAAUUAUUUCCCUCACUGAACAUAUCUUUAUAUACAUACAAUGCUAAAGCUCAACCAUGAUUCCUCAGUGUUAAAUCCAUAAAACUCUCAUAAAUACAAUAUAAUGCAGUGGCGCCAUAAUAGGACAAUAGAAACCUUCUUAUGAAAAUAUUUAACACAAGAAUCAAUGAAUUAUUUCAACUAAGAACUGAGAUGGAAUUUUUUUUUUUAAAUUAUUCCUCAUAUAUUUUUCAAUCAAUUAAAGAAACUAAAAUCGAAGAGAUAAACUUUAAACUGCAGACUUGACCGUGCUUUAAUUGUUGAUUGUCAAUCAGUGUUGUGAGAAAGUGGGAAUGAAUUUAACUUCAAUUUCUUGCUCAUCUUUGCAAUACGAUGUGAAAUAUUAAAGUACAAGGUUCAUCUACAACGAUUUUUGCAGCCAUUGCAGUCUGUUUGGUAAACUAUAGGAAAAGGUUAAACUCUGUUGAGUGUUUCAAUGUGUUUCUCUGUGGCGUUAAUGUUAAGAGAGAGAGAGAGAGGAAAAGAGAGAUUACUGAACGCAGAAGUGUUUAUUUUGCUUACAAUGAAAAGGGGAAUUCUAAAAAAAAAAAAUGUAAGAAAUUCAAAAAUAGAAUCUAAUUAUUGAGAAUUAUAAUUUUUGUAGCAAGAAAAAAAUAUAUAAAAAAAAAUUAUAUAACAUUAGUUAGAAAGUCAUUUGAUGAAAAUAAUAAUUAGGAUUUAAAAGAGAACAUAUUGUAUUGAUUGACUAGAGGGAAAGAGAGAAAAAUGGGGAAAAAUGUGAAGGAAAUUGAAACAAAAAAAAAAUUCUUCUAUUGCACACAAUCUUUUAUGCUUCCUUUGAGCAACAUCGGGAAUGAAACUUUGUGUCGUCUGUUCUUUCACAAGCAAUUGAUGUUCGCUAUAAAUCUAUAAAAUGCAAACUUACAAAGCAUGAAGAAAUAAGUAAAGGUAAGAAAUUCAGUGUGAUGAAGUUUUUUUUUUCUCUUGGAAUAAUUUCCAAUUAAUGUCAGUAAUAUCAUGAAAUAUUGUGUUGUCAGUUAUGGAUUUGUUGAAUAAAAUUUUUCAAAGCGUGAAUUUACACAUGUAAAUUCACGUGCCCGAGAAUGAAGAGAUACAAAUUUUAUCAGCUUUUUAAAAAACACGUGAAAACAAUGUACAGAUGAUGCUGAUUUUCACAAUAACAAAAUAAAUUGCUGGUUACAUGGAAAUACAUUUAAAAAAGUAAUAUUAACGAGAAUGAAAAAAAAAUACAAACAUUACCCUACUCAGAAAUGUAAGAAGAUAAGAUGAAAAAUAAUCAUGGAAAAAUUGUAUAACAAGAAAAGCUCUGUGAAUGUCAAAAAAAAAUCUAUUAAUGUCUUUAAAAAAAAAAUUCAUUAUAUCGUAAUUAAAAAAAAAAGUGAAGAUAAAUCUAUACCAAAAAAAAAGCAUUGAAAAUGUGUAACAAAUAUUCUCCUAAGAUUAAAAUGAAACUCAUUCCAUUCUUUAUACAUAUUGUAAGAGCAUUUCGAUCCAUUGCAUUAUUUGUUUGUCGAUUGGGAUCAAAUGACGUGAAAAGUGCUUAAAAAUUGCGUUUUUCGAUGUAAAAAAAAAAAAAUCCUGGAAUUAAAAAUAUCUGUUGAAAUCACAACUUUCUCAUCUUUAAAAAACAAAAAUCCCCUUCAAUUCCUUCGGUUUCUUCAGGAGAAAUUCAAGAAAGAAAAAAAAAAACGAGAAAAGUGUUUAAUU